CGUUCUCUCGUCUUCAGAAUCGGUUUAAGCCCUCGCCGCAACCUCGGCGCCUUGCGGGAAACUCCGAGUCCGAGCUCGCCGGCGUCCGCUAUGAAGAAGAGAAGUUUGUCUCUUCAGCUGAUGAAAAGGUGGGAGAUGAAGCUUGCCGUUGCGCCAUGUGAUGGCAGGAUGCUGAACUGCAGGAACCCCGAGCUCCACGAGGAGCUGCAGAUCCAGGCGGCGGUGGCGGCGGGCGACGUGUACACGGUGCGGCGGAUGCUGGAGCGCGGCUACUCGCCCAAGGUCCGCGACGCCAACGGCUGGACCCUGCUGCACUUCUCGGCCGCCAAGAGCAAGGAGCGAUGCGUGCGCGUCUUCCUGGAGCACGGAGCGGACCCGACGGUGAAGGACUUCAUCGGGGGCUUCACGGCGCUGCACUACGCCGCCAUGCACGGGCGCGCCCGCAUCGCCCGCCUGAUGCUGGAGUCGGACUUCCGCGGCGACAUCAUCGACGCCAAGAGCUACGACGGCUGGACGCCGCUGCACGUGGCGGCCCACUACGGCCGCGACUCCUUUGUGCGGCUGCUGCUGGAGUUCUGCGCCCGGGUGGACCCGCUGAGCGACAAGGGCACCACGCCGCUGCAGCUGGCCAUCAUCCGCGAGCGCUCCAGCUGCGUGCGCAUCCUGCUGGACCGCGGCGCCAACAUCGACAUCCAGAACGGCUUCCUGCUGCGCUACGCCGUCAGCAAGGGCAACCACUCGUACUGCCGCAUGUUCCUGCAGCGCGGCGCCGACACCAACCUGGGCCGGCUGGAGGACGGCCAGACGCCGCUGCACCUGUCGGCGCUGCGCGACGACGCGCCCUGCGCCCGCAUGCUCUACGCUUACGGCGCCGACACCAACGCCAGGAACUACGACGGCCAGACGCCGGCCGCCGUCUCCGUCGGCGUGUCCGGACACAGCAGGCCGUGCCUGGACUUCCUGCGGGACGUCACCAGACGUCCCCGCAGCCUGCAGGACGCGUGUCGCAUCAAGAUCCGCCGCUGCGUCGGCCUGCGGCGGCUGCGCCUCCUGGAGGAGCUUCCCAUCGCCAAGGUCAUGAAGGACUAUCUCAAACACAAGUUUUAACGCCGCCGCCGAGAAGGCGGGAUCAGGGGGGAAGACCCACGCAAUGACUCGGCCGUCUAGCCGCCGAGUUGCGCAAAGCGCGACCGGCCGCUCGCUGUCCGGCGUGCGUGUUGGCGCAAUGUAAAUACCUGACAGAUAUUUUUCUACCUUUUAUUUAAACGCUGCUCACAUUCAACGCGUGCGUGCGUCAGAAUGGAGAAAGCGAGUUCUGAAAAGCCACAGAAAGUUGAACGCGGAAGACGAACGACUGUUUGUUGACUUUGUCACUUGCUGUUGGCGACGGCGACGGGAGACCCGUUGGCAAAACGCCGCGGCGAGCGGCCUCUCUUGUUGGAGUCGCAUGGUUUGGCGAGUUCCUUUGCGUUGUGCUUCUUGACAUCUCAACGCUUCUCAUCUCAGCAUUUUUUUGGGGGGGGGGGGGGGCGGGGGAGUGAGCGACUUCCCGAAUGUACACCGAUGUGCGGGUGUGUCAAUAAAGUUACCGCGUCUCCGUU
Messenger RNA from Hippocampus zosterae (dwarf seahorse), 1601 nucleotides. It is a transcript of the gene asb7, whose product is annotated as ankyrin repeat and SOCS box containing 7. Lineage: Eukaryota; Metazoa; Chordata; Actinopteri; Syngnathiformes; Syngnathidae. Bases 91 to 1107 code for a protein of 338 amino acids. Gene Ontology annotation, molecular function: protein binding. The record is from RefSeq and is a predicted model, not a curated record. The transcript has 4 exons. Gene Ontology annotation, biological process: intracellular signal transduction.